AUGCUCAAAUCUAUAUUUGAAAUUUUGUCACUUCUGUUAUACAUACAGUAAUCCAUUGCAUUAUUAUAUAGAAAUACUAAUAGCUAAUGCACAUUUAUGCCAUACGGUCCUUUAUUAUAUCCGACAAAUCCAUAAAUUUAACUUGACUUAAAUGUACCAGAAGAUGUCGUAUAAUAUUAAGAAAAUAUUGGCUAUGGUGUUUGGACAAAAUAUCAACCUUUUGGUCUGAUGUCAGACUUGAGUAUUAUUACCCUUUAGUAUUUUAGGAAAUAGGGAAUGGUAACUAGAUGGAUCUAUAAAUAGAUUAAAUACGAUCUAAGGAGGAUAGUUUAUAUAUUCAAUGAAACAAAAGGAGAACAAUACUAAAUUUUGGUUGUUUCAUUAUUAGUUGACUAGAUUGAUUAAAGAUUUCAACACAGUAUCUACUAUUCAUUUGCUAAAUCAUCUGGUUUAAUAUAAUUCAAUACAUAUACAAUAAUUGAAGGUAUAUGGAUUUUGUGUUAUGCAUAUUUUGAUUUUCUUACAAAAAUAACAACAAUUGGAAUCUAUAACAAUCAUGAACCAUUAAAAACAUAUUAAAUUUUGGAUACACCGUCAUUCGUGAGCCAAAUUAGACAUAAUGUUGGUGGAAUAUAUUCAUACAAAAACAAAAAUGGAGAUCGAGUGUAACUAACUUAGUUUAUUGGGUCUAUGUCAAAUUUAUUUACAUCAAAUAAUUAGAACAUUCUUUUAGAUUUAGAAUAGUGCGUUAAUUAAUUUAUUAAAUAUGAUAUUUGCUAUAGUAAAGAAUAUAAUAUGAGCCAGAAAAUUUAGUAUAUGAGUGGAUUCGAUCUUAUUCAGAUGUAAACAUCAGUACUCAACAUACCUAUCUACUAGAUCCAAGGAUGGAUAAAACUAGACGUGCCAAAUUUACCUUUCCUAGAAACAACAAUUUUUAGAAUAACUAUUAAUUACAAUUAUAGUGAUGAUUCUUAUAUCGGUGAUAGAGAAGUUUUAUUGAAAUACUUUCAGAGUAGUGUUCCAGGGGAAAAUGGUUUUAAAAUUUCCACUUACAGUUACGCAUUUCCAGUAAAAUCGAGAUAUAAGACUUAAGAGGAUGAUAAAAUUUCUGAAUAUGGCGACCAGUAUUCUUCCAUGUUUAUUACUUGGCAUUAUUUUUCAUUUGAAAUAGGAACAUUGAAUAAUGAUGGCUAACCAUAAUUUACUUUAUAUUUUCCUUCUGAAAAUUAAUACUAUAAAUACAUUUGGGAUAAAAUUAUAAAGCACUUUUCUGGAGCUACAUACUACAUAUUUAUUGGAGGGGAUAAUUAUGUGAAAUCAUAUCUUAGAGGAUAUGUCAGUGAUAUUAAGUUUUAUUUAUAUUGCUAGCCUGAAGUUCCUGUGGUUGUAGUUAGUUGUGAUUAUUCAUGUUUAGAUUGUGAUGGUCCAACACCUUUAAACUGUCUCAGUUGUCACGAAAAUAGUCAUAGACAAUUUUCUAGAACUGGAAAAACUUGUAAUUGUUAGGAAGGAUUUGUGGAUGUAAAAGACCAAGAAGAAUGUGUAUCAGUAGCUGAAGCAUUUUCAUAUCUUACAAAAUAAGAGAUUGAAUUAAAUUGCAAUUUAGAAGGCUACAGUAGAUGCGAUGGAUCAAAUGUUGAGUGUAGUUUUGGAUAUUUUCUAUUUUAAAACUAAUGUGUUAAAUGGUAAUAAUAAGUAUAUUUAUAUUAGUCCAGAGUAGAGCUUAACAUAUGAUGAUAUUUUUCUAAGUUGCUUCGAUUGUUAUUCGAGUCCAAUUACUUUUGGUUAGUCUUUAAAAUGUACAAUGGAUGCAAAAACAUUUUAUUUUAAUUCAAAAUACUCCUAUGAAAUUGUUCAAAGAGAUGAUAACCUUGUGACUUUUUAUGAAAUGAAAUUGAAUCUCAAUUAAACAUACAUAGCUAAAUUAUGUUGCGGAUGCAUGACAAUAGAAUAAUGUAAGCCAGGAUAUUAUUUUAUGGGAGGUUAAUGUUUUCCUUGUAUUUAGAAUUGUUACUUUUGUUUAAAUUCUUAUACAUGUGAAAGUUGUCAGGAAGGACAUUAUUUAGGCAGAGAAAAUCAAUGCAUAAAAUGUCCUAAUUGUAAAAGAUGCUUUUUAUAUGAAGAAUUUUUAUGGUGCAGUUAUUGUGAAGACGAUUAAGUAUUAUAAAAUAAUGAGUGCGUAUAAUGUGGAUAAAAUUGCAAUAGUUGUGACUAAUAGGGAUAUUGCAAGUUUUGCAAUGGAGAUCCUUCCAAAUAUUAUUUAACUAUAGAUGGAAAAAAUUGCAAAGAAUGCAAUAUUGAAAAUUGCGUUUAUUGUUUUGAAUAUGUAAUUAUAUCUGGAUAAUAUUCUACAACAUUAGAAAUGAAUUUCAAUAUAUACAAUUUUUCUACAAAUUAAAUUACUACUGCUUGUGCCUUAUGCAAACCAAACUAUCACUUUAAUUAAAAUACAAAUAAAUGUGAGUUAAAGUAAAUUGAUGAUGAUUGUGAAUUUGCUCUCAUCUUAGCUUCAACUUAUUAAAAAGUAUGUAUAAUCAGUCUUAAAAAUAAUGAUGCUGUUUAAGUAAACUCUUGUUCAUCCCUUAAGUACUGCAAAUAAUGUAUUCAUCAAUAUAGUGCAAAUGAAUCCUAUUGUAUUUAAUGUGAAGAUGGAUACUACUCGGGAGUACUGACUGGAUAAUGUUAAUUAUGUACUAAUAAUUGUAAGACUUGUUUACAGCAAAAUAGCAUUUUCAAGGAUUAUUGGAAAUGGAGUGUAAAAGCAUUUUAUAAAUAACUCAUAAAUUUUAACAGUGAUAAUUCCUUUGAAGAUUAAGGAUAGUCUAGGGCUCAAUCUGAUCUUGAAAUUAUUUGCACAUCCUGCUAAUUAUAAUACAUUCUCUAUCAAUAGCAAUGUAUUAAAGGAUGUGAACAGAGUUGUAUUGAAUGCAAAAUUCUUGAUGGAAAAGCUACAUGCAUUUAAUGUCAAGAAACUGACUAAGGGUUUCUCAAGAGCAGAAAUAACAAUGGAGAAUGUCUUCAGUGUCCUUCAUAUUGUAUUGCUUGUAUAGAAAGAAAUCAACAGGAAAUUUCAGAAAUUAACCCAUAUUAUAUUUAAAAUGAUGAAAAUGCAUAAUAUUCCAGAAAAUGCUAUGAAAAAUCUAAAAAGUAGGAUAAUUAUUAUUAUGAUUUCUUAACCUAAACAAUAACAGUUUGCACAAACAACAUACCUUGUUAUAAUAGAUUUAUAAUUUAAUAAAAUGUAUUUUGUGAUUCAAAUUAAUUUAAUUAGUUACUCAAUGAUAAUAAGGAUGAUUAAUUUAAACAAAAGAACAUUUUAUUGAGUGAUUUUUAUUAUUCUGAUUAUCUUAAUCAUUUUGAAUCUUAGUUACUCUAUAAGUAUUUGAAUGAAGCUCAAGUCAGGAAUAUGGAAUUUUAAUUUACUCUAAUAUAGGGCACUCAAUUAGAAUGCAUCUUAGAAGAAGACUUAACAAUUUAUUCACUUUUAUAAUAAAAUAUAUUCACAUUAUAGUAAGUUGACAUCAUUUUUGAAGGCCAAACCAGCCCUACUAUUUUAACGAUAUUUAAUGAAAUUACCUUAAGUAAUUAUACUAAGGUUACUUUUAAGAAUAUAAAAUUUAAUUUUGAUAAAAUAUUAUCUAGUAGGGAUUCAUUUUUUAUAACUUUAUUUAAUUUGCGAUUAUAAUUGAUACUAAGCUUUCAAAAUUGUAUUUUUACAAUGCCAUACAAUACAUAUAGAAAUUACUCUCUAUAAAUAAGAUCUAACAUCCCUUAUUCUCUAGAAUUAUAAAAUUUUACAAUUACAAACUUUUACGUUUCAUAAUCUGAAAUAUUUACUUUUAUAUCUUUGGAGCAGACUCCUAAAAACUCAGUUUAAAUAACCAAUUUUUAAAUUAAGAAUUCCUUCUUUUUCAAUUCAACUCUAAUUAAAUUUCAAGCCAAUCAUAAUAAUCUGCCAUAUGAUUCAUAAUUAAAUCUAAUUUCAAUAACAGAUACAAUAUUUUUUUCUUCCAAGUUUAUCACUAGUUAAGGGCUCUUAAAUUAUACUACUGGAUCUUUAUUGAUAAAAUAAAUUUAAUUUUCAAAUGUGCAAUUUUACCAAAACUCAGCUUUCCUUCUUUCUUCUAGCUUAUCAUCUUUGUAUAUCAUUUAUCUAACUCUAGACAAUACAAAAAUUUGUUAAAACUCCAAUUUUUUCUCAUCUAAUAUCAUAAACCUCAAAGUUGGCACAAUUAAUAAUACUUAAAUUAAGAAUAGCAGUUUAAUAAAUAAUCUUGUUGAAUAUUCGAAAUCCGAAAUAGCUUUGCAAUCUAGCUCUAUAGGAAAAAUCGAAAAUUAUCAUAUUUUAAAUACUCAAUAUGAUGAUAAACAAUAAAUAAUCAAAAUUAUAAAAUAUAAUGAAAUAGUUUAAUUACAUUUAAGUUUAACUGAUUUUUCUUUUAUGAAUGGUCAACUAUCAACUUUAAUUUAAUAAUAAGAGAUUUCAUAUUAUUCCUCUAUUAUAUAUUUUGAGUGUCAAUUAUGUUAUCUAGGAGGUAUAAAAUUAUAGAGAGGACAUGGAUUGCCUGAGAUGACUUUACUGUAUUCAGAAGUUUUAGAUAUUAAAAAUUUUAGCAUUAGUUCAAAUUAAAUAUAUAUAACGAAAUCUUUGCAUAGUUCCUACGAAUGUAUAGAGAAAUUUGCCUUCAAAAAUAUGCAUUUUUUUUUAUAUAUAGGUUUCUACUCAAUUGUUAAUAUCAAUUCCUUAGACGUAUCAGAUAGCUUAAGCAUCAAUAGCCCAUUUGUUAUCCUUUAAGGAUAUGAUUUAAUGUAGAGAUAAUCUUCAGAAGUUAUUACAGUUUUCGAUGUCAUAUUCUCUUAAAAUUUAUUAUUGAUAACUGAUUCAAAUAAAUAACAGCUUUGCUGUCAAUAAUUUCUCAAUAAAAUUGCUCAAUAACUCUUUAAAAGUUAAACUAUACUGGAAAUCAUCUUAAUGAAUAUUUUCAGGACUAAACAAGAGUUUCUGCUUCUACAGCAUUCAUCUAAUUAUAUUAGGGGUAUGUCCUUAUAUCAGAUUCACACUUCUUUUAAAAUAUUGUCACCAAUUCAAGCGAUUCUAUUUUAUAUAUUAAAUCUACUUAAGUUGUAUUACUUUAAUGCAAAUUUGCCAAUAGCAAUAAUAUAAUGUAUAAUUCAUUAAGUCGCCAUUUGCUGUAUUCUGAAUUUUAGGACUUACAAUCUCUUAAUUUUUUGGGUAUUUUCCCAAUAAAGUCCUUAAGUGGAAAUGGUAUGUUCAUUACACAAUCUUUACUACUUGAUAAGAUAGUUAUAAAUCAAUCCUAUGCUAUAGCCGGGGGGGCUUUUCAUAUAAUUACUCAAGGGAAAAGCUAAAUCGUAAUUGGUAAUUCAUCUUUUUUAAAUACAUUUAGCUUAUCAGAUUCUAAUACAUUUUCAUCUGGCGGAUGUUUAUUUGUCGAUGGUUCUGUAUCAUAAUUAAAGGUUAUAAUUAAAAACACCAAAUUUUAAGAAUCGUUCAGUAAAUAUGAUGGAGGAGCUAUUUACAUCUUACCAUCUAAAAGCUAUAACUGGAUAGAAUUGGAAAAUCUAAUUGUCUUGGAUUGUUUCUCUUUGUAAAAUUCCUUCUUUUCCUACAACCCCCCAAAUAUUGAAUCACUUUAUACCGAAAUAUUGCUUAAGAAUAUCAACUUUAAGUCAACUGAACAGGGUUUCAAUAAAUUUAUUCAAUCAAUGAAUAGACUAACUGAGGAUGAAGCCUUUUAAGUUAGUUAUUCUAACCCAUAAAUCUUCAUUCACUAUGGUUUCAUUAGUAUUAUAAAUUGUAGCUUCAUAUCAUCUCACUUUCAAUAUCUGAUAUAAAUCAAAUCGGCUUAUCAUAUCAAUUUAUAAAAUAUAACAAUUCAGAAUAGCACAUUUUUGUAAUCUCCUAUGAUUGUAAUAAACUUAAAAGAAUGUAAUAUUAAUUAUAAAUUUUAGAAUUAAGUGGAAAAAUAUUAAUUGAAAAUCUUCAGAUUUUAAAUGUGGUUGAAUUUAAUAAAUCCAUAGAAGGAGAAUGCUAAGAUAUAGAAUUACCCACAAGCUCUCAAUUAUAAUGCCCUUUAUCAUUACCUUAAAAACCAUGGGCAAUUUAAUCAAUGGAUAACAUCAAAACAAAUCAGAAAUUAUUAAUUUGUAAUUUGUUAUCUAUCUUUAAAAAUAAAGCAAUUAAUUUAAGCUUAAUAACUAUUAAUUCACUAGAUUCAAAUCAUAAACUUAUUUUAAAAAAUAUUAAUAUUUAGAAUGUAAAUUGUCAGAAUUGUUUAUAAGGAGUUUUUCAAAUUUUUGAUAUAAAAUAACAAAUUCAAGAUUAGAUAAUAUUUUCGUAAAUAAAAUUUAAAAAUUGUGUUUGCGGUUACAAAGGAUGCUUAUCAAUCCUAUAAAAUUCAACAAAUUUAAAUUUUAAUAAUGAUUUAUUUACAAAUAAUCGCAUAUUAUAACAAAAUAACCUUGAAUCCAUUGAGUUCUAGUUAAAUCACUAAGUAAUUGUUUAAAAUGCGAUAUUUUUAAAUAAUUCUGCCCGUUAAGGAGGAUCAUUAUUUAUUUAGGAAAUCAAUAUAUUGAUUAAAAACAGUUUGUUUUGCAAUAAUUCAGCAGAAAUUGGAGGGGCAAUAUUUUAUUUUUCUGAAUAGACAUCCCUAGACUUAUUUAAGACCCAAUUUAUAAAUAAUACUGCUUAGAUAGCCGGGGCAGUUUACUUUAAUAAUUAAUCUCUACAAUUAACAAAAGAAUUGGAGAUUGAAUUUAUAGACAACAAUUCAUCUCAAUAUGGAGACAAUAUAUUUGAAAAGCCUCGUUCAUUAUCGAUAUCAAUAGAUGGGGGUAAGACAAUUUUACAUAAGAAGUUAGUGAAGAACACCUCACAUGAAAUAAUCGAAUAGAUAAUAGUUACACCCUAUAAGAUAUUAGGAUAUUCAUCCUCAGUGAAUUACCUAACUCUCCCAUCAGGAAGAAGUAUUUCAUCCUAUGAGUACUUUGACCAAUACACAAGCUCCUUUAUUCCUUAUAAUUUAACUUUUCGGAUUAUUGCGUUGGAUAAAUUCAACAAUCAAAAUAAGGGUCUUUAUGAUUCAAGUUGCACUCUUAAACCAAUAACUUUUAAUAUAACCUCACAAACUGAAGUUUCAGGAAUUACCUUUAGUUUGUCCAAAUAUCAUGUUUUUUUUAAUAAUUCCACUGGAGAUUUUAAUUUAGAUGAUUUAAUUAUUUAUUGGAAUCCAAAUUAUGAAAUGGAAUUAGUUUUAAGAAUUUCAAUUCGGUGCAAUUAGGUGUCUGUUCCAUUUUAUGAUAAAGAUUCGCCUUAUCUGAUUUAGAGUCAAAAUACUAACUAUAACCUGCUAGUAGAUGUUAGAACAUUCUAAUGUCAAUUAGGAGAGUUUUUAAAUUAAACAACAGGCGGCUGUAUACUUUGUGAUAAAUUCCAAAACUAAUAUUAAGUUGCCAGAAAGGCCUUAAAUUGUAGUUUUAAAGACGAUAUGAAAAUCAGACUAAUAGAGUCAUCAAUGAUAGAAUUGAGACCAACUUAUUGGAGAGCAUAUAAUCAUAGUUAAAAUAUAGAAUAUUGCUACCACAUGCCAAAAAAUUGCUAAGGAGGAUGGAUACCAGGUGAUAAAUCCUGUUAAGUAGGACAUAUUGGUGCUCUAUGUGAAUAAUGCGAUCUUUAUGAUAGUAGAGGCUAAGGAUCAUUUUAUUUAAGUUCUGCAUAUUAAUGUUUAAAUUGUAAAAUAACUGUUUACAAUAUUCUUUCCAUAAUUUUUGUUAUAUUUUGGACGUUAUUGUCAACCUUAAUUUCUGUUUCUAGCACUUCUGAAAUGAUUUAAGAAUUUAUAGCAGGGUUAAGAUUAAGACUUUUUGGAGUAAAAUUUCCAAUCAAGCAAAUAUCAUCAGCAAUUUUAAUAAAAGUCUUUACAAAUUACUUAUAGAUCAUAUCUACACUUCUUAAAUUUUAGCUUUAAUUACCUAAUGAACUAACAUCAAUUAUUAGUAGUUGUGCCAAUCCAAUUGAAUCAAUGGCCUUUUCACUGGAUUGCUAUUUAGUUUAAUUUACUGAAGUUUUGAUCAUAUAUAUUAGAAUUAUUUGGAGCAUUAUUAUGGCUCUAUCCUACGUAAUUCUAUUUAUAGGACUAGGGGGAAUAGCAAUUGCAGUUAAGCUUAUUAAACAUAAUUUUUCAUUUUAUACUAUAUCAGUUAUUUAUUUGUUCAUCUUUUUUUAGCCAAGUUUAAUUGGAUAACUUAUAUCUUUGUUAUCAUAUAGAUAAAUAUCAGAUGAAUUUUGGAUUUCAAGUAAUGUGGCUUAUAGAUAUGAUACAUCCUCUCAUCUCAGAUGGAUUAUUGCAUUUGAUAUUCCUUUGCUAACAAUUUUAUGUAUCACAAUUCCAACUAUUCUUUGGUAUGGAGUUUAUAAAAAUAGACGUACAUUAGACAAGACCAUUACUCGAAAGACUUGGGGAUAUUUAUACCAAGAGUACACUAAAAAUGCCUAUUAUUAGUGAAACUGUUAAAAUAGUUUAAAAAGAGUUGAUUAUAUUGGUUAGAAUUUAUUACGAUGACUUCAUAACAAUCAAAGCUUCCUUAAUUUUUUUAAUUCUUUUUUUUUACAGUCACUUUGCCAAAUCAAUAAAUCCAUAUAUGACUAAGUAAUUAAAUGUCCUAGAUUAAUAAUCAAUCAUUAUAUGUGCCAUUUCAAUUGUCUUAGCAUGCUCAAUUUAUUCAGCUCAAUAACAAAAUCUAUAGGAAAUAAUCUGGCCUUUUUAUGUGAUUAUUGGAUGUCUCAAUAGCUUUUAUACUAUUAAACUAGUUAUUUCAAUAAUAUUAGCUUAUUUUAAAAGGAUCUUUGAUAAAAUUGACAAUCUAAAAUAGAGAAUAUUUGCUAUUCUACCACUCAAAAUUAGUUCAAAUCCAAAAAUUUAGAGACUGCUUGAAACUCGAUAAACUAAAUUGACUAGAAUUCAAAGAAGAUUUCAAAUAUUAAAAGAAUACUUAUUAGCAAUAUCAAAAGAAAACUUAAAAGUGAGAAAGUAAGAAAAAAUUAUAUAAAAUGUAGGUCUAAACAAGAAUAAUUUCAACAAAGAGAUAACAGUCAACAGUUGCAUAAAAUGAUUUUAUAGUACUCCUUAAAAGGAAAUUCGAAGUAUUCUGACCAUCAUAGAAGAUAAAGCCAACUCUAAACAUUUCAUAAUUAUUCAAGAAUUUCUCUCAAGCAUGAAGAAGAACAUGACAACUAAUUUUGGAGAAUGUAGACCUUAAGACAAGAAUCUUAGAUUCUUUGA
This is a messenger RNA of Paramecium octaurelia, 9302 nucleotides long. Lineage: Eukaryota; Ciliophora; Oligohymenophorea; Peniculida; Parameciidae. The record is from the annotation of a GenBank genome assembly.